Molecule: messenger RNA, 2304 nt
Organism: Eruca vesicaria subsp. sativa (arugula)
Lineage: Eukaryota; Viridiplantae; Streptophyta; Magnoliopsida; Brassicales; Brassicaceae
Source: the annotation of a GenBank genome assembly
AAACCCCCGGCGGCGAUUUCAGUAACCGGCAAAAUCUAGGGUUUUGAAAUCAACAACUCAUACCUCUCUCUGAAUGGGGCAUUCAAACGGAGAUUCUCUCAUUUCGGAAGAAGAACAAGACCCUUUUCUAUCCUUCAUCGACUACGCCAGAGCGGUGAUUUCACCAGAACAAGACGAAAUCGAUGAGGAGAAUCCAAGCGAAGCCACGACCGAGUUAACCGGUCCGGGUUGGGGAUGGAUCGCCUCGCGUGUAUUGAAAACAUGUACCGCUUACUCGAGCGGUGUCACUGCCGCCAUUCUCUUAUCCGAUCUCUCUCAGGCAUGGCAUGAGCAGAACAAGCCAGGAGUGUUGAAGAAGAAGCCUGAAGUCAUUGAUCAGUUGAAUAAGAGACAUAGAAGAAGGAGACUUGCUAAUACUGUUACUAUAGAUUCGAUUUAUGAGAAGAAUUUUCUGUCUAUGGAUAGUGUUUUGGAAGCUGUUGUUAUCAAGGCUGAUCUUCUUCCUGGUACAAAUAUAUUUAUGCUUACAUUAGGGGAUUUUUGGAGCUCCAAUACUAUUGAUCUCUAUCUACAUCGCAGAUAUUAUGAGUUGGUGGAAACUCCAAAUGGGAUACUUAGGAAAGGCAGAGAGGUUUUAAUCACUGGAUGCUACCUUCGUACAGCUAGAGAAGGAUGUGGCACUCCACGGUUACUUCCAACAGAAUAUCUUGUCAUUUUGCUUGACGAGGACGAAGAAGAAGAUGCAAUCUUUAUAGUAGCUCAACUUUGUUCCGAUACUUUUUCAUCUGUUUCUCUUGAUGAUUUCAACAAUGGAACUUCAUACUCUUUGUAUGCUAGCAGGAUUGAAUCUAUAGGUCCUCUGGAAUCUGAACUCAAGUUUAGUACUGCGCACAGAAGGCAAAUUACACUUGUAGAUGCUGACAACGUUAGAUUAAACUUUAUCUUGUGGGGAGACCAAGUCAUCGUGGCAAACCUCAUGAGUGUGGGAAGUAUGCUUGGGCUUGAGAGGCCUUAUAUUUCUAGUCUAGAAGAAAGUGCAAUGGAAGGAAAGGAUGAGUUCUGCCUUGAAUAUGGUAGCGCAACACAUCUCUACAUAGUGCCAUCAACCUUACAAGAGGAAACGGUUUGUGUAUCAUUGUCCCAGAAUCAGUGUCAAGGAUCUAAACUACUUGGUUCAGUAGGAGUUUCGCAGGUGACAUUGCCUCGUGACGCCGAGGGGUCUAUAGACUUCAGUAAUUAUCCUUUUCGGACGAAUAUAACAGACUGUCGCGAUAAAACCACUGGGAUCAGUCUCUAUGGUGUUGUAACAGAUAUAUACUGUGAAUCAAAUGCCACUGGAGUGGUGUUUUCUUUGAAAAUUGAGGACACAACCGGAGCAAUAUGGGCUAGGCUCCACUUUAACAGUCACUGGUAUCAAAAUCGUUUCAUUCAUUCUAAAACGUCAUCUAAAAUAUCAAUUUGGAUGAGUUCUUUUUUUCUUUGGGUAAUGAUUCUCAGGUCGUUGGGAAGGUUAGGACUUGGUCAUGUCGUUUACGUUUCUGGCUUAUCCUGCAAAAGCACCAAAGAGAAUUUCCUUGAGGUGUUAUGGCAUGAGAAGAACGAGAAAGCUACAUUCAUCAACCUUAGCUGCUUACCUGCAUUUCUAACCUCCUCUUGUCUUCACAAAAUCUCAACCCUCUCCCAAAUCUCAAAACAGAGAAAACCUGCAAUCAACAUAUGUCGAGUUAAGAUGGAUGAGAUUGACCAAUGCCAUAGCAUAAAAACGAGACUAUCACACAGCGUCUGCGGCCAUUUCAUAGACGAGGAUUCACCACUACAUGGAGGGAAUCUACAUUGCAACUUCUGCCGUUUAACUUUGAACAGUAACGCAGGAUCAGAGGUAGUGAGAACGUUCCACAUAAUGAUAACACUUGCAGACGAGGAAACCACCAAACUAUACGCAUGGUGUACUGGUCAGUCAGCAUCUGCUAUACUUCAGAUCUCUCCUGACGAAUUCUGUGACCUCCAUGAGGAUGAUCAGCUAAUGUAUCCAUCUUCAUUGGAGAAUGAGUGGUUCCUAGUGACGUUAGCUAACAGCGGUGGUCGGAGUUUGUCUCAUGAGAGGGAGGCGACUUGCUGGGAGAUCACCCGAGCUCUCAAGAUUUAAGCUACUACCAUUAUUGUAAGAUCUCAUAGGGGUCUAUUUUAAAAAAUCUUGUUAUAUUUUAUUUUUUGUUAAAAACUGAUUUGUUCUUUUAUUAAAACUUCUAAAAAUUUAUACUAACGACUUUACAUGUGACUAUUCUAUUCAAUGUGAGAAUUUGC